GCCAAAACACAAAAAAAAGACUCCUUAGAUUCAUCGCUGAGUUGCAGCAGGCCGAGAACCUCUCUCUCUCUCUCUCUCUUGUGCCUCCUGAACAGUGUCUACUGCUACUAUGUAAAUGUGUCUCCUGGAAGAUCGCAUAUAUGUCUGUAUUAUGUGCUAUGCAGUCUACACACUCUAUUAUACGGUGUAAACAGAAAACGACCACGAGAUAUUACAUUAUAUUUUGUGGCGACACUUUUUUUUUAUCUCGUAAACCAAGAACAACCCUUAAAAAAAACCUUCUUGUACACACAGAAUGAGGUAUGUGAGCGUGUGUUCCCCAUUGUUGUCAAACUGGGGAUUCAAGAACUUUUGCUAUUGAGCCAUAAUUUCUAAUUAUCUCUUCUUUCCUUCGAUUGUCGAAAUUUGGGGGAGAGGGGAGGUCUGAAUAGGUAAGCAGGUAGGUAGGCAGAUAGGAGCCAAAUAGAACGGGCUAUUCUCUCUUUCUCUUUUCCCUGCUUCCUUGUUCAUACAUAGCAAUUGUAUACACCAUUCUACAUAAUCACCAGCACCAGUAUAUCAUAUCUCCCCCACUAUGGUUACCAACGUCCACCGUCGACUGAGUGCCUUAUCACUCAAAUAUGCUUUUGACGAACAGCGCUCUUUUCUAUCUCGCGGAUUCCAGAAGAUUUUC
Molecule: messenger RNA, 673 nt
Organism: Zychaea mexicana
Lineage: Eukaryota; Fungi; Mucoromycota; Mucoromycetes; Mucorales; Lichtheimiaceae
Exons: 2
Source: RefSeq, a predicted model, not a curated record